AUGGGUUCUCUUCAAGCAAUCACGGAGCACAAUGUGCUCAUCGAAUCUUUUGAAGUCACCGACUUGCGCUUUCCCACAAGCCUAGACGGUGUCGGUUCGGACGCAAUGCACGUUGGAACAAAUGGAUCACAUCCAUACAUUCAGUUAAAGACGAACCGGCCAGACCUCAUCGGUGAAGGCAUCGCAUUCAGCAACGGACGGGGCAGCGAGCUAAUCUGCAUGGCUCUCGAAAUCUUUGCCAAACGAGUUGUCGGUAAGACAAUGCACCAAUUGACCCGUGACAUGGGUAAAACAUGGCGCUACAUGGUCUCCGACUCGCAAUACCGGUGGAUCGGACCCGAGAAGAGCGUCACACAUCUCGCCGUCGCUGGUGUUCUGAAUGCGGUCUGGGAUCUGUGGGGUAAGAUUCUCGGCAAGCCAGUUUGGAAGAUCGUCUGCGAUAUGAGCCCAGAGGAGAUUGUUCGUUGUAUAGACUUCCGGUACAUCACUGAUGUUAUUACACCGGAGGAGAGUAUCGAGAUGCUUCGCAAGACGCACAAGAACAAGGAGGCGCGAUUGCAAGAGGCGUUAGAGAAUCGGGCCGUCCCCGCUUACACGACUUCUCCGGGCUGGCUCGCAUUUUCUGGUGAUCGCAUGAAGGAGGUGCUAGAGGAGACUAUUGCGGCUGGCUAUACUGUGUUCAAAUUCAAGGUGGGAACUAGUAUUGAGGCUGAUCGAGAACGGCUAUCAGCUGUUCGAGAGGUGUUGGGAUAUGAUAAGGGUCAUCAGAUCAUGAUUGACGCCAAUCAGGUUUGGAGUGUACCACAAGCGAUCGAGUAUAUGAAGCAUUUGGUCGAGUUUAAGCCCGUCUUUAUUGAGGAACCAACGAACCCAGACGAUGUGCUUGGGCAUGCUGCCAUUCGCAAAGCCCUCAGACCAUAUGGAGUCGGAGUGGCCACUGGUGAGGCAGCUCAGAACCGUGUUACCUUUAAGCAGCUCUUGCAGGCAGAGGCUACGGAUGUUUGCCAAAUCGAUGCUGUGCGGCUGGGCAGUGUCAAUGAAUGCUUGGCUGUUAUGCUCAUGGCUCUGAAGUUCAACGUUCCUUGUGUCCCUCAUAAUGGUGCAAUGGGCUUGACAGAACUCACUUCGCAUCUGAGUGUCAUUGACUACAUUGCUAUUAGUGGCCAGAAGUCGAUGCUGGAGUUUGCAGACAGCCACCGGGAGAACUUGAGGCACCCUUCGAAGAUUGAAAAUGCCUACUAUGUUACACCUUUGGAACCAGGGUACUCGACCGGCUAUGCGGAGGGUGUGUUGGAGAAGUAUACCUACCCAAAUGGUACUUUCUGGUCGAGUGAUGUAGGGCAGAAAAUAAUGGCUUCGCCGACGGGUGGAGAGCUAUAA
Molecule: messenger RNA, 1380 nt
Organism: Pochonia chlamydosporia 170
Lineage: Eukaryota; Fungi; Ascomycota; Sordariomycetes; Hypocreales; Clavicipitaceae
Product: mandelate racemase/muconate lactonizing enzyme family protein
Exons: 4
Coding region: 1-1380 (459 amino acids)
Biological process (GO): carbohydrate catabolic process; amino acid catabolic process
Molecular function (GO): magnesium ion binding; hydro-lyase activity
Source: RefSeq, a predicted model, not a curated record